AUGUCUCAACCCCAAUCAGAGGAGCCUGAGCCCCAAGGCUCACCACAAACAGCCCAGCAUGAGGACUUGAACUUGAGACUAUAUCGGACGGAAACCCGAGCAACACUUCAAAACCUAGGGGUAUCAGAACACCCACCAGCAAUCGACGUCAACUACCCCGAAGUUGGACGACAAGAACCACCUCUCUUCCCGGAAGAGUACACCAUCGAAACAGCGACUGGUCUCGUACCACAACGCACCCUAGAGCAAAUCCGAUCCAGGCCUUCCAUUGCUGCGUUCAGAAGAGACCCUCAGCCGUCUUGGAAUCUCAGCUCCACUUCGAACGAUGAGCCUGACCUGGAGAAGAAAGCCGGCGAGGAGCCUCGUGCAGAGUUCGUGACCUUCACGAUAAACGACCCGGAGAACCCCCAUAAUUGGUCGGACCUUUAUCGAUGGUACAUCACACUGAUGGCAUCAAUGUUGGUCGUCUGUAUUGCUUAUGGCUCAUCCAUCGUGACUGGCGGAUUGGGCUUGAUUCAAGACAAAUACAACGUCUCACUAGAAGUCGCCAUCCUGACUUGCUCCAUCAUGGUGUGUGGUUUCGCCGUCGGUCCACUCCUGUGGUCUCCGCUGUCCGAGAUCAUCGGCAGACGUCCCGUGUACAUAAUUUCUUUGGGUCUCUACACCAUCUUCAACAUCCCAUGUGCGCUCUCGCCCAACAUCGGCGGGCUCCUCGUCUCGCGCUUCCUGUGCGGCGUCUUCUCCAGCUCCGGUCUCUCUCUCGCGGGCGGCACCAUCGCCGAUAUCUGGAACAUCGAAGACCGCGGCCUGGCGAUUGCAUAUUUCGCCGCAGGCCCGUACGCAGGUCCCGUCCUGGGCCCGAUAGUAUGCGGGUGGAUCAACAUCGGCACGGGGCGCCUUGACCUCUUCUUCUGGGUGAACAUGGCCUUCUCGGGUGUGAUCAUGAUCCUGAUCGGCAUGGUCCCGGAGACCUAUGCUCCGGUAAUUCUCAAAAGGAGAGCCGCCCGACUACGAAAGGAGACGGGCGACGAGAACAUCAUUACCGAGCAAGAAAAGACUAAACUCACGCUGCGCCAGGUCAUCCGCACCAGCCUGAUCCGACCGAUCACGAUGAUCCUGACCGAGCCCGUCCUGGACCUGAUGUGCAUGUACAUCGUGCUGAUCUACGCGAUGCUGUACGCGUUCUUCUUCGCAUACCCAGUCAUAUUCGGAGAGUUGUACAACUACAACGACGGCCAGAUCGGGCUGAUGUUCAUCCCGAUUCUGAUCGGGGCUGGCUUCGCACUGGUCGUGACACCCCUCAUUGAAAAGCAGUUCCGCCGCAUUUGCCUCGUGCGUAGCCCGACGCCAGAGGACAGGCUGAUCGGCGCCCUGAUCGGGGCACCCUUCAUCCCCAUAUCGCUGUUCAUUCUCGGAGCCACCUCCUACCCCCACAUCAUAUGGGUGGGACCCGCGUCGUCAGGUCUCGCAUUUGGCUUUGGCAUGGUCCUCUGCUACUACUCCGUCAAUAAUUACAUCAUCGACUCUUAUCAUAAGUACGCAGCGUCCGCGCUGGCUGCAAAGGUCUUUUUGCGAUCUGGAGGCGGUGCCGCUUUCCCACUUUUCAUUACCCAGAUGUACAAUCGCCUCGGCUUGAAUUGGGCGUCUUGGUUGCUGGCUUUCAUCGGCGUUGCGAUGGUCUUUAUUCCCUUCUGCUUCUAUCUCUGGGGAGCGAAGGUUAGGGCGAAGCUCAACAAGGACUAG
This is a messenger RNA of Exophiala aquamarina CBS 119918, 1743 nucleotides long. RefSeq lists its product as uncharacterized. Gene Ontology annotation, biological process: transmembrane transport; spermine transport. The coding region runs from base 1 to 1743 and encodes 580 amino acids. Lineage: Eukaryota; Fungi; Ascomycota; Eurotiomycetes; Chaetothyriales; Herpotrichiellaceae. The record is from RefSeq and is a predicted model, not a curated record. Gene Ontology annotation, molecular function: spermine transmembrane transporter activity. Gene Ontology annotation, cellular component: fungal-type vacuole membrane. The transcript has a single exon.